Messenger RNA from Ornithorhynchus anatinus (platypus), 7063 nucleotides. RefSeq names its product fibronectin type III domain containing 3B (gene FNDC3B). Gene Ontology annotation, molecular function: protein binding. The transcript is spliced from 28 exons. The record is from RefSeq and is a predicted model, not a curated record. Lineage: Eukaryota; Metazoa; Chordata; Mammalia; Monotremata; Ornithorhynchidae. The coding region runs from base 221 to 3913 and encodes 1230 amino acids.
GGCAGGAGCAGCGGGAGCAGGAGGAGGAGGAGGAGAGGAGGAGGAGGCGGAGGAGGAGAGGAGCCGGCGGCGGUACGUAGUAGUGGUGGUGCCCGUGGCAGCAGCAGCAACAGCAGCAAAGCAACCUCAGCUGAAGCCCCAGAAUUCUGUGCUGUUUUUUCUGUAACUGGGGAAGGUGGAAAAACCCAGAAGGAAGUCAGUUGAGGAAAAUUCUCCAUGAAUGUACGUCACAAUGAUGAUGACCGACCAAAUUCCUCUGGAACUGCCACCAUUGCUGAAUGGAGAGGUAGCCAUGAUGCCACAUUUAGUGAAUGGAGAUGGAUCGCAGCAGGUCAUUCUAGUUCAAGUUAAUCCAGGUGAAACUUUUACAAUAAGGGCUGAGGAUGGCACUCUUCAAUGCAUUCAAGGACCUGCCGAGGUUCCCAUGAUGUCACCCAAUGGAUCCAUUCCACCUAUUCAUGUGCCACCAGGUUAUAUAUCACAGGUUUUAGAAGACAACACGGGAGUACGGCGAGUGGUAGUGACUCCGCAAUCUCCAGAGUGUUACACUCCAAGUUAUCCCUCGGCUAUUUCCCCGACUCAUCACUUGUCUCCGUAUCUUCCUCACCACCCCCAUUUUCUUCAUAACUCACACACGGCCUUCUACCCCCCUGUCACUGGACCCGGAGAUAUGCCGCCUCAGUUUUUCCCACAUCAUCUUCCUCCCACAUUAUACGGAGAACAAGAAAUUAUACCACUAUAUGGAAUGUCCAGUUACAUUACUAGAGAAGACCAGUACAGCAAACCACACCCCAAAAAGAUGAAAGAACGGCAGAUCGACCGGCAGAACCGUCUCAACAGCCCUCCUUCCUCCAUCUACAAAGGCCACCUGGGUAGCUGCGCAACAGUGUACAAUGGCUAUGGGAAGGGUCACAACGGUGGAAGCAGUGGAGGAGGCGGCGGCGGGCCAGGAAUUAAAAAAGCAGAGCGGCGUGCAAGAAGCAGUCCAAAGUCAAAUGAGCCGGAUUUGCAAGGUCUUGCUGCUUCCCUUUUCAGCCAGGGAUUUGGGGCCAGGAGGAGAAGAUACUCAGACCAGCCUCACAAAUAUGACUCGGAGGCAAAAAGGGUUCAAGACAUUCUUUCAGGAAUAGAGAAACCACAGGUCUCAAACAUUCAGGCAAGAACCGUUGUUCUUACCUGGUCUCCUCCAGCUGGCCUUUCAGGGGGAGAGAGAUCCAGCAAUGGCUCACCAUGCACCUAUAGUUUUGAGGUUGGCUUGUCAGACAAAGGAAGAGAUGGAAAGUACAAGAUCAUUUACAGUGGAGAAGAAUUAGAGUGCAUCCUGAAAGACCUAAGGCCCGCAACAGAUUAUCACGUCAGAAUAUAUGCAAUGUAUAAUUCAGUAAAGGGAUCCUGUUCCGAGCCAGUCAGCUUCACCACUCAUAGUUGUGCUCCAGACUGUCCCUUCCCACCGAAGAUGACACACAAGACUAAAAGUUCACUCACCCUACAAUGGAAGGCACCGAAUGAUAAUGGCUCAAAAAUCACCAGCUAUCUUUUAGAAUGGGAUGAGGGAAAAAGAAACAGCGGUUUCAGAGAAUGUUAUUUCGGGAGCCAGAAGCACUGCAAGUUGACUAAGCUUUGUCCCGCAAUGGUAUACACUUUCAGACUGGCUGCGCGCAAUGACAUAGGCACAAGUGGUUAUAGCCAAGAAGUAGUGUGCUACACAUCCGGAAACAUUCCUCAAAUCCCCGCCGCUCCAAGACUUGUUCGAGCUGGAGUCACAUGGAUCACGUUGCAGUGGAAUAAGCCAGAAAGCUGUUCGCCUGAGGAGGGAAUUACAUACACAUUGGAAAUUCAGGAGGAAGAUAAUGAUAACCUUUUUCAUCCAAAAUACACUGGAGAAGAUGUAACCUGUACUGUGAAAAAUCUCAAAAGAAGCACACAGUAUAAAUUUAGACUGAUUGCUUCUAAUGUCGAAGGAAAAAGCUGUCCAAGUGAUGUUUUGGUUUGUACAACAAGUCCUGACAGACCGGGUCCUCCAACGAGGCCCCUUAUCAAAGGGCCCAUUACAUCUCAUGGCUUUAGCGUUAAAUGGGAUCCUCCCCAGGACAAUGGUGGAUCUGAAAUCCUGAAAUACUUAUUGGAGAUUUCUGAAGGGACUUCUGAAGCCAAUCAGUGGGAAGUGGCAUAUAGUGGAUCUGCUACAGAAUAUACUUGUACUCACUUGAAACCAGGCACUUUGUAUAAACUCCGGGCAUGCUGCAUCAGUACUGGUGGACACAGUCAGUGUUCUGAAAGUCUACCCGUCCGUACAUUAAGUGUUGCACCAGGUCAAUGUCGGCCACCCAGGAUCUUGGGGAAACCAAAGCACAAAGAAGUUCAUUUACAAUGGAAUGUCCCAUCCUCAGAGAGUGGUUGUCAGGUCUCAGAAUACAGCGUGGAGAUGACCGAACCUGAAGCAGUUGCUUCUGAAGUGUAUCAUGGACCCGAUCUAGAGUGCACAGUCAGCAACCUCCUUCCUGGAACUCUGUAUCAUUUCAGAGUGAGGGCCUUGAAUGAUGGAGGGUAUGGUCCAUAUUCAGAUGCUUCAGAAAUCACCACAGCAGCGGGGCCCCCUGGGCAAUGCAGAGCACCUUGUCUUUCUUUUGUGUCAGAUGCUUGUGUACUAGUAAGCUGGGAGUGUCCUGAAAGCUCCGGUACUGAUGUCUCAGAGUACAGGCUGGAGUGGGGAGAAGAAGAAGAAUCCUUAGAACUUGUAUAUAAUGGAACAGAUACUUGCUUUGAAAUAAAAGAUCUGUUAUCAGCAGCACAAUAUUGCUGUAGGCUCCAGGCUAUCAAUCAAGCAGGAGCAGGGCCAUACAGUGAUCUUGUCACUUGUAAGACCCCUGCAUCUGUGCCCGAUGCUAUCUCUACUCUCUAUAUCCUAGAAGAUGAAACCGUAGAUGCCUAUCCAACAUCAUCCACCGUGUGCCUUGUACUCCAUUGGGAGGAACCCUGCAGUAACGGUUCUGAAAUCAUUGCUUAUAAUAUAGAUCUUGGAGAGAUUAGUAUUGCCGUGGGCAGUGCUACAAGUUACGUCAUUAAGGAUCUGCUUCCAGAAACUUCCUACAGGAUCAGAAUCCAGGCUGUAAAUGAAAUUGGAGCUGGACCAUUUAGUCAUGUCAUUAAGGCCAAAACCAGGCCAUUACCCCCCUUACCUCCCCGUUUGGAGUGUGCUGCAGCUGGUCCCCAGAGCCUGAAGCUAAAGUGGGGAGACAGCAGCUCCAAAAUGCAUGUCACCGAUGAUGUGAUCUACAUGCUUCAGGUGGAGGACAGAAACAAGAGGUUUAUUCCAAUUUACAGAGGACCAAGUCACACCUACAAGGUACAGCGGUUGGCUGAAUUCACUUGCUACUCCUUCAGAAUCCAGGCUGUGAAUGAUGCUGGGGAAGGACCUUUCUCCGAUAUAUAUACCUUCAGCACAACCAAAUUGGUUCCACCUCCCAUCAAAGCACCUCGAGUGACCCAGUUGGAUGGGAAUGCAUGUGAAAUCUCAUGGGAGGUGGUCCCGGCUAUGAAAGGAGAUCCCAUUAAUUACAUUCUGCAAGUCUUGGUUGGACGAGAAUCUGAAUACAAACAGGUGUACAAGGGCGAGGAGGCAGCCUUUCAUAUCUCAGGCCUUCAGACCAACACGGAUUACAGGUUCCGGGUGUGCGUGUGCCGGCGCUGUCUAGAGACCUCCCAGGAACUAAGUGGUGCUUUCAGCCCCUCCGCUGCCUUUAUGCUCCAAGGAAGUGAGGUCGUGCUUCCGGGGAAGCUGGGCAGCCUAGAUGAUCCCAAAAUGAAGAGCACCAUGCCUACGGAUGAACAGUUCGCAGCCCUCAUUGUUGUGGGCUUUGCGACUCUGUCCAUUUUAUUUGCCUUUAUAUUACAGUACUUCUUGAUGAAGUAAAGAAAAAGCCCACCAAAUUCGAGGUAUGAAUUUAUGUAAUGCUACGCAUUAUACUACACACAUUUAUUCAGCUAGUCCUUUUGGAAACCCUUUUUAUUUGUUGUUGUUCUUUGAUCGAUAUAUUUCUCUCGUUUUACAGUUCUAGCUAGGAAUCCAAUGUCCGUGUUUUGGUGCACCUUUUUGAAAUGCAAAACUAGGAAGAAGUCAAACUGGAUCAAUAAGCAAACCAGAUACCAAAAGCAAGCUUUGUUAUGUUUUCUUAUAAAUUUUUGGAUUUGCCUUUUUACUGUUUCCACAGACAUCCUUAUCAGCUUUUGAUUUAUGUUACCAGUUUAGUAAAUUAUAAUCACCAGUCACUUCUUUUGUCUUUAUCAUCUAUAGCGGAAAACAUUAAUCACGUCGUGCAUAGUAAAUAGGGCUAGAAUUCCAGUGUCGGUGAAUAGCGCAAGGUUUUCAGAGUAUCUUCAACGACACUGAGUAGAUUUAUUCACUACAUUGCAACCGCCCUAACGACAGCUACCAUUUUGUCACUCAGUUAUCUACCUAUGUUUAGCUCAUUUAAACCCAAUCAUGUACUACAAUCUAAGACUUUUUAUAAUCUGUUAUUCUUAUGAUUUUAACACUAUGAACUGCCUGUAUAAGAAAUCAAGUAACCAAAAUGCAUAUAAAUUAUGGAGCAUUAUAGAUUUUACCGUGUUGGGUCAUAGCAGUAACUUUAAGAGGGCAUUGUGCAAUAGAUAGUUAUUCCCUUGUUCAGCUGUUGAAAAGCUGCUUUAACUUGUCUGUCCCUGUAUAUAACGACUCCUAAUCUAAUCACUAGUUUUUUUUUUCUCUCUUCUGUCCUACCUGACCUGAACUGUAUGUCUAGAACUGGUGACAGGUUAGUGCCUUUUGCUGAUUACACUAACUGUGAGCAGUCUUCACGAGUCAGCUGAUCACUUUUGGAGGUUUCACUUUAGAGUGUUCUUUGAGGUAUCAAAAAAUGGAAUGAUUUGAAUUGAAGUAUCUGAAUUCAGUGCACACCUUAUGAGUAUAACACAGCGGGAGCAAAUUGGACAAAUCCAAAGGCGAUUCAUCUAAAUUGGGCCGGCCGGACACGGAGAGGGAAGAUUUGUCUAGACGUUAGCCCAGGAUGUCGGGAGUAAGAAAGAGUCUUAGAGUCUGUCCCUGGUUCUGUCACUGACUUGCUGCGUGACCUUGAAUAAGUCACUUUACCUCUCUGUGCCUCAGUUUCCCCACUUACUUGAAAAUGGGGAUUCCAAUUCUUGUCUGUAAAGUGCUUUGAGAUCCUCGGACAACAGGUGCUAUAGGAGGGCAAAGUAUAACUCUUACGUGUUUCUUUUGAUUCACAAGGUAAUAGAUUUUAUCCCAAAGUCAUUGGAUUAUUUAUAUGAAGACAGUAAUGAUGUAGUACCUCAGGGACAUAAGAGUUGGAGGUGCAAAUAUAUUCCAAAAGGGUGCAACAGACACAGUGUAUAUCCCAGCUUUUGUUUUUGUAUAUUUUUGCUAUUUGGUUCUGCUUUGUGAUAGUUAUUUUGUGCUUGGUCUAUGUUGUCUAAGAAACAGUGUCCUGUACUAGCAUACUUAUUCCCAUAACCAAAGUAAUGGGGAAACCAACAUUAUUUUUGUUUUUGGUUUAUUUAUACUAUAUACUGCAUACAGUACUUUAAAUGCCAAUUACAGUGCAAUCUUUUAUUUAUUGUAAAAAUAAGAAGUGUACUUAUGUACUAAUUUUCCCUUGUAGCAUGUUAUAUUUUUUUGUUUGUUUUAAACUGUUGUAAUUUUAGGUCAAUCUUUCUCCCCAGCAGCAUUCCUAGUAUUAUUAACCUUCUUACAUUUUCUUGUGUUUUUGAAGUUGAGUGUCUAGUGCAUUAAAUGCCAAAAAAAAAAAAAAACAGUAUCAGUGAUUUAAAAGUUUACAUGUAUCCAAAACCAUAAUCAUCUCUUGAAAGUGCUAAGAUCAUUGAACUAUUCUGUGUGCCUCUAUAGAUGUAGUAAAUAUUAGAAAGUUUUGUAUUUUGUUAUUGACUAUAAUUAGUUGAGUUUAGUCUUGCAAGUGAAUGGCAUCAAGGUAAAAUAUAUUUUUGCUAAAGUCCUGGCAAUCCAAAAAAAUCUUCCCUCUUUAUUUAAAUCUAUAAACCAUUGUGACAUUGCACCUGCAUUUUGUGAACAUUGCUAAUGCAGAUAUUCCAAAAAAGGUAUCUUUUUUUUAAGGCAUGAAAAUUCAGGCCUGAGUUUGAAAACCUUACUAUUAUGAAUUUUUUUUUCCUUUUUAGAAACACUUCAGAAGUGCUGCUAUUAAAAAAAAUCCUCAAAUCAGUUGUUGUUGUUUUUUAAAAGUGUAAUACUUAAUGCCAUAUUUUCUUUGGGUAUAUAACCCUUUUUGGAGUUUGAAAAGAUUAAUUUGCCAGCAGAAGCUGCAGUGUGAGAAAUAAAAAUUGCAGCCUUUUAUUUUACUGGUAUCUGUUGGUAUUCAUUGCAAGUCCACCAGUAAGAAAAUGAUUACUGUAUUUGGCAUUAUUAUUGAUCAUGUAGGAAUUCCUCUGAACGUGAACCGAUAAAAUAAAGUGUUACACAUUCCACAAUUUGUCCUUUUAUUAAAAUACGGUUUCGAAGUGAUUUAUUUCUGAUGCUCUUGAUACUGCUCUACAUGUCAGACUCAUUCCCUGCCUCAAGUAGGAAAUUUCAUGGGAAACAUAACCCUAUGUCUUCUAAGAGGUUGUUUAAAAAAAAUUAAAAAAAAAAUUUUUUCAUAUUAUCGGCCAUGUUCCGAUCAACUUGAGAUGUUGGAGUUUUCUAAUUCUGCUUGGUUGGCUACAGUAAUUCAGUAUGCAUUUCAAAAUUGAAAAGUGCCCUAACUAAAUGUGUUUGAAUGUUAUCCUUGCACAAUUCUUUAAAUUGAGAGACAAAAAUGUUUUACCUCAAUGUUGGACAUACAUUCCAAGCUUUUCACCUUUAGGAGAAAAAAUAAUCAUAAGUUUUCCUGUAUUGUAAAUUUUAGACUAUUUCAUAUGCAUUAAAACUGCCAUACCAAUUUUAAUGUAUAGAUUUUUCAAAUACUAUGCUAUGUAUGUAAUACCUAACUGUAUCUGUAGUGUAUAUGUAAUAUAUUUAUGCCCAAUAAAUGUUUUAAUUCUUUGAUUUUAGCAA